GCAGCUAGCGCUCCCCCAAGGGAAAACAAAACAAAAGGGGCAGAAUCAAAAGUGGGGAAGGAAAGACAGAGGUAGGAAAAAAUGGCGACAGCAACGACCCAGCACCUGCUCCUCUCGCCGGCCGAGCUCGCGUACCUGCACACGUCGCUGAGCCUGGGGCCGCCGGUGCGUCCGGACGGGCGCACGGCGUCGCAGUUCCGGCCGCUGACGGCGGAGACGGGGGUGCUUCCCGGCGCCAACGGCAGCGCGCGCGUGUGCUUCGCCGACGGCACCGAGGCCAUCGUCGGCGUGAAAGCCGAGGUCGAGAAGCAGACGCGGUCGACCGCGGCGCCGUAUUCCGAGUACUUCUACGAGAACAAGGAGUUGAGGCGGAGGGAUAGGAGAGGGGGGAAGGGGAAAGGAAACGGAGAGGGAAAAUCUGAGAGUAAAGGUUUAGUUGAGGAGGAAGAGGAGGAAGGAGAGGCGGAUAUGGGGAAGGCGUUGGGCUCGAAUGACUGGGUUGAUAUCUCGGUCGAGAUCCCGGGGUACAGGGACGACGACAGCAAUACCGUGUUCCUGAGCUCGAUGCUGAGCGAGGCGCUGCUGGCCGAUGGCGAGUUUACCAAGAAGCUGUGCAUCAACCGACGGUUUCACUGGAAGGUGUACAUUGAUAUCGUCCUCAUAUCCCCACCAUUAUCAUACCCGCUGCCCCUCCUCAGUCUGACGACACACCUUGCGCUGCUUGCCACGCGCCUGCCCAGGUUAAAAUCCGAAGCCGACGAAGACCCCAUGUUCGACGACGACUGGGCCGCGUCCAAGUUCAUCUACCCGCGACAGAGGGACACAAGUACUGCGCUCAGCACCCGACCGCCUAUCACGCUGCUGGUCAUGGCAGUAAGCGACAACAUCAUCUUCGACCCGUCCAAGGAGGAGCUGGCCGUCGCAGACUCCGUCCUCGCGGUCUCAGUCGGCGAGAGGAACAUCCCCGUGGGAGAUGCGCAAGCCAUGGAUAUCGACGGAGGGGCAGGAGCCGGCAGACAACUCCGACUGCUCUCCGUGCGCACGAUAGACCCCCCGUCGCGAUUAACCGCGCCGGGCGUACCGAACGCGGAGAACGCCGCGGCAUGGGGACAGGGCCCGCCCGCGGCCAAGGAUCCGGGCGCCAGGGCGGCGGAGACGGACAAUGUGGAAGGCGUGUGGAAGGCACCCAGAGGCGGAGCCAAGGUCGCCGUCCUCGGGACCAUGGUGCAGAAGGUACUAGAAAAGGGGGGCAUUGCGGAUAAAAUCUUGGAGGCGUUAGACGCCGUCGACUUAGAGUAGCUUCGUAAUUAUGAUACCACGAUGAACUAAAAUGCCACAUUUCGCCUUGUCCGGGAGCAGAGCUUCAUUGCUAAGGAGGCCGCCGUAAGGGACCUCGCUGUCAUAAUAUUGUUUUUUGCUUAUUCGCGUUACUUCGUACUUGUACAUGCA
This is a messenger RNA of Hypoxylon fragiforme, 1449 nucleotides long. Its product is annotated as ribosomal protein S5 domain 2-type protein. The transcript is spliced from 2 exons. Gene Ontology annotation, cellular component: nuclear exosome (RNase complex); cytoplasmic exosome (RNase complex). Bases 82 to 1299 code for a protein of 405 amino acids. Gene Ontology annotation, biological process: nuclear mRNA surveillance; U1 snRNA 3'-end processing; exonucleolytic trimming to generate mature 3'-end of 5.8S rRNA from tricistronic rRNA transcript (SSU-rRNA, 5.8S rRNA, LSU-rRNA). The record is from RefSeq and is a predicted model, not a curated record. NCBI's taxonomy places the organism in Eukaryota, Fungi, Ascomycota, Sordariomycetes, Xylariales, Hypoxylaceae.